Lentinula edodes (shiitake mushroom) is the source of this 3138-nucleotide messenger RNA. RefSeq lists its product as uncharacterized. Bases 301 to 2862 code for a protein of 853 amino acids. NCBI's taxonomy places the organism in Eukaryota, Fungi, Basidiomycota, Agaricomycetes, Agaricales, Omphalotaceae. The record is from RefSeq and is a predicted model, not a curated record. Gene Ontology annotation, biological process: protein phosphorylation. Gene Ontology annotation, molecular function: ATP binding; protein kinase activity. The transcript has 5 exons.
CAUUAGGUUGUGAAAACUAGUGGGCAAAAACUGAAGAACAAUAGAGAGUAUAUAGAUAGAAAUUAGAAUCAAUUGCGCGCCUUGCCAUCAAUGACAUCUGAUCGUUAUAUUUGAGUCACUUAUGCACAUCGGAAACUAGUGUUUCAAGAAAGAGUGAAGAACAAUAAAGAGUUGAGAUGGCACUUUGCCGGCAACGACAUGUGAUCGUUAUAUGCAAGUCACUUAUGCGCGUCCUCUCAUUGUCCAAGAUUCUCCACUCUUGAACUCGCUCCUCCACCAAGGAAAAAUUUCUCCGUUAUCAUGGAAGCUCCGCCAGAGACUAAACUCGCUACCCCGACUCCCCUUCCCCAGCAGAAACAGCCUGAUGCUCCACCUAUCGUCGGGAGCACUUUUGAGAGCAACGGAACGGCUUAUCACACCCGAAAUGAUGCUCCGCAGCAUACUUCGGCUCUGACCAAGUUUCUCGAAGAUGAUGCUAACGAGAGGGUCGUAUUUUCUCUCGAUGAAUUUGUGACCUUCAUUCUUGAUCUUCCAACCGAUUGGAAGGUCAAAGAGGAAUUCAGCCUGCCACCGACAAGCACAGCAGUAACAGAGGCACUCGGAGCAUACCUGAAGGUUGCGAUAAAAAUAGCGGAGGGUAAAAGGAAGAAAUGGAGGAAUGCUGCAACAAACGAGAUCGAGCUGAACCAGCCCCUGACGAAAGUCUUGGAUACGUUGAAAGGCAGAGAGGAACAGUUAAGCAGAGAGCUUGACGAGGAGGUCUUCCGCGUUGAAAAUCCUCACCUAGUAUUGGGUUCACUGUUGAAGAGAAACCCAGGCUUGGGUGGAAUAUACAAUCAGCUGUUGAAACUCACCGAGAACAAGAAACUCUCCACAUACCUCGCGGAGAAAAACAUUUUCGGGGUUUUUUGGUGGCUCCUCCUCUUGUUUGCAGAGCUCAAGCUCAAGAAAAGUUUUGCCGAACCAGAUAUUCAGACAGAAAGUACGUCACACGGGACACCCGUGAAUGAAUCAUCACAGUCAUCGGUCAUUGAAGGAUUGCGGCCUGGUUCGACGGUCGCUCCGCAAGCAUUACCAAUCCCUUCGAAUCUCAGUCUUUCAGGACGUCCGUCACACCCCAAAUCGAAUAAGCGGCUGAGGUCGAAUGAAGAACUGGAUUCUACAAUCGUCCGGCCGAACAAGAAGUUUAAAUCUCGUUCAACGUCCCGGUCAGAGUCACGAGCCUUUAGAAGAUCUGAGAGAGGUUCAAAGAGAAAAGUUAAGCACCCGAAUCCUCCGCCCGCCGUCGAGAUCCAAUCCGUUGCUUCUACACCUUUCCCAUCAACUCCAUCCACUCCUACAGCCACCAGCUUUGAGGGCAGGGAUGGACCUCGAGUCACCAUUCAAUGUAAAAAUAAAACGAAAACGGUGAUCGCGACGUUGCAGGAAGCAAGAGCGGAAGGAAUGUCAAGAGCAGAGCAGAAUGUAAUCCAGGCACAGGGCCAGCACCCAACUUCAAGAAAAUGUGCGACAGAGAUGAUUUCGACUGAAUCCAUGGAUGUCGAUUUUACUUUCGCGCAUUAUCGUGGUUCAGAGGUCGAGAGCGAGCACAACAAUGAGUGGAAGAAACUCGUUUUGGCCAUGAUAUGCCAGCUGAAGAAGCUGCCUACGGAAAAACUUGUGUUUGUUCCUACGUUGGUCCUCAAUGGCUUCGAUUACCUUCGGGACCCAGAGCAGUUCUUACAAGAAUUUGCUGACGAUCCGCAAGGCUUGAUCGACGCUGUCUACUCCUUCAAAGAAGUUGACGGUCGCACGCGGCAAGUUAUCAUCAAAUCAAUCCUAUAUCAUGCGACGGACAGUGUUGGCUUGCGCUCGAUUAUUGUCGACGUAGAAUGCCUCUGCACAAAACCUGGCUGUGAAUGGCAUGGGAAUGGGAGAAAGAUUGUGAAGAUCAGUUACAUGUCCACGACUCGGACAUCGGAACCACGACUUAUCAAGGAGGUCAGAUUGAAAGCAGAGUCCACCAGCGAACUCUGGGCACUCAACCAUCUUCCAAAUCCAAUUCACUCACUCACUCUACUCCCCAAUAGAAGGAAAGCGUCUCACAGACGCUUGAAAAAAAAUCUCAAGGAGAAAUAUAAAGAACGAGCGAUGCAUGUCACAGUUCACGAGCAACUUUAUCCGCUUUCUGAGUUGGAAGAUCCGCGAGAUUUCGCGCAAGUGUUUUACGACAUACUACAAAUUCAUCAAUGGCUUUAUGACUGUGGUGGAAUUCUGCAUGGUGAUCUCAGCUUGGGCAACAUCAUGUUCAGACGCAAAGAUGGCAAGAUUUAUGGUGUCUUGAAUGAUUACGACCUCUCUUCUCGCGUCGAAGACGUGGACAACGGCGACAACCGUACGGGUACCAGACCAUUCAUGUCUCUUGAUAUGCUGAAUUCCUACUGGGAAUGGGGUCACCUUUAUCACCACGAUCUGGAAUCAUUGUUCUAUGUCAUGCUUUGUCUUGCUUGUCGCUACCAGAAACCUGGAAUUCCUGCUGACGAACCCCGACCUUAUUCGGAAUGGUACAGUGGCACCGAUAUACAAGUAUACGUCGAGAAGCGUAGCUUUAUGUUCACCGUUAUCAAGGCUGAUUUCCCUGUUCAACCUUAUUUUGUGGGGCUUAGACACUGGCUGUCGAAAAUUUUUUGGGAAGUACGUGCUGGUUAUAACCAGCCUCCACUGUAUUACUGGCUUGAUGGCGACGAGGUGGAGGAGAUCAAGAAUUAUGACCGGUACGCAUUGAAUAAACCCGUCACCUAUGCUGGAAUGCGGUUAAUAAUGUCCUCCUUUGAGGGGGAAACUCUCCAAACUCGGUGGUCAGGUUGGAACCGGGAUCAUUAACAUACUUGCUCGAAAAGUGAUAAUACCUUCACUUUAAAUAAGAGUUAGACUUUACUAGCUUCAAUAGUCACGGUGUAGACAAAUCAUGCAGUGGUUCGCCCGCGGCAAUAUUAUGUUCAGACGCUUAGACCGCAAAAUAUACAGUGUAUUGAACGAUUUCGACCUUUCCUCUUGCGUCGGAGAUAUGGAUAAUGGUUCCACUUCCGGCCCAAGUACCGGUGCCAGACCGUUCAUCUUCUAAAUUCCGCUCGGAAGAGUGGGCUCUUUUAUCACCAU